Molecule: messenger RNA, 4973 nt
Organism: Coregonus clupeaformis (lake whitefish)
Lineage: Eukaryota; Metazoa; Chordata; Actinopteri; Salmoniformes; Salmonidae
Gene: rab3gap1
Product: RAB3 GTPase activating protein subunit 1
Exons: 25
Coding region: 28-3042 (1004 amino acids)
Biological process (GO): positive regulation of GTPase activity
Molecular function (GO): GTPase activator activity
Source: RefSeq, a predicted model, not a curated record
GACAGCAAAAAUUAUAAACAGGAAUUCAUGAUGGCGGCUGACAGUGACCCCGAGUCAGAGGUCUUCGAGAUCACGGAUUUUACCACCGCGUCAGAGUGGGAGAGGUUUGUGUCCAGAGUAGAAGAGGUUCUGAAUGACUGGAAGCUGAUUGGGAACAAUUCAAGCAAACCACCAGAGAAGGGUGAAUACACCAGUGGUACCUGGGAGGAGAAGACCCAGGAUAUCAAUUUUGCUGAUUUUAAAUUCUCCAUAACGCACCACUGCCUGAAGCAGGACUCUGAGGAGGGCGAGGGGAAGGAGGAACCUGAGGAGGAUGCCUUCCCCACAGCCAUGCAGGACCUGCUCUGUAUGAACAAUGACUUCCCUCCCAGGGCCCACUGCCUCGUCAGAUGGUAUGGCAUGCGUGAGUUUGUGGUCAUCUCCCCCGGGGCCAACUGUGAGGCGGUCAUCAGUGAGUCCAAGUGCAACCUGCUACUCAGCUCCAUCUCCAUCUCUCUGGCCAACACAGGCUGCCAGGUACCCAUGUUUGUGCAGAUCCAGCAGAAGUGGAGGAGGAUGUACCAUGGGGAGUGCCAGGGCCUGGGGGUGCGUACUGACUUUGAGAUGGUCCAUCUCCGCAAGGUGCCCAGCCAAUACAACCAUCUCUCAGGCCUGCUGGACAUCUUCAAGUCCAAAAUAGGUUGUCCCCUGACUCCUCUGCCUCCCAUCAACAUUGCUAUCCGCUUCACGUAUGUCCUGCAGGACUGGCAGCAGUACUCCUGGCCUCAGCAGCCCCCUGACUUCGACGCUCUCCUCGGAGGUGAGGUGGGAGGGGUGGAGUUCGGGAAGCUUCCGUUUGGAGCGUGUGAGGAUCCAAUCAGUGAGCUUCACCUAGCCACCACCUGGCCCCACCUGACAGAAGGCAUUGUGGUGGAUAACGAUGUGUACUCUGACCUGGACCCGCUCCAGGCCCCUCAUUGGUCAGUCCGAGUAAGGAAAGCAGACAGCCCCACGUGUUUGCUCGGUGACUUCCUGACAGAGUUCUUCAAGAUGUGCUCUAAGAAGGAGACAACAGAGGAGAUCCUGGGACGGGGUCCAGUUGAGGAGGAAGGCAAAGAUGACAUCAGCCAUGCCCUGUCUAAGUUGACAGAGCCCACGGCCGUGCCCAUCCCCAAGCUUUCUGUCUCUAACAUGGUGCACAGCGCCCGCAAACGCAUCCGCCGCCACCGCCGCGGCGCCGAAUCACCGCUCAGCAACGAUGUGCUCAACUCCAUACUGCUGUAUCUCUUCCCAGAUGCUGCCAUAGACAAGUCAUCAUCAGAGAACAGCGAGAUCAAGGCUUCUCAAUUGAAUACUGAUGGGAAACCAGAAGAGAAGGAUUCUGACGACUAUAACCUGUACAACCAGCUCAAGUCUGCUCCUAGUGACAGUCUGACGUACCGCCUGGCUCUGUGUGUGUGUCUGGUUAACUUCUACCAUGGAGGGGUUAGGGCCGUGGCUCACCUCUGGCAGGAGUUUGUCCUGGAGAUGAGAUACCGCUGGGAGAACAACUACCUCGUCUAUGGACUGGCCAGUGGUCCUCCAGACCUUCGCUGCUGUCUCCUCCACCAGAAACUCCAGAUGCUCAACUGCUGCAUCGAGAGGAAGAGGGCGAGGGAUGACGGGAGGAAGACUAUUGAGGGAGGGAAGGCGAGAGAGAGAGAGAGGGAGAGGAAGGUGGCAGGGUCGACCGGGACUGAGAACGGGCGCUUGGGGCCGGAGAGUGCAGCGACGGCAGAGGGGGGCAGAGAGGUGUCUCCUGGGAAGUCGUGGGACUCGUGGAGUGACAGCGAGGGCGAGGACGAGUUCUUUGAGUGCCUGAGCGACACGGAGGAGAUGAAGGAUGGUGCGGCCACAGACGGAGAGAAGGGCGGGGCCAAGGUGGCCAAGCCAGAGGGUCGGCUCCACCCCCACGGGAAGUUGACCCUGCUCAACUCCCAGGAACCCCUGUACAUCCCUGUUACUCAGGAGCCAGCGCCCAUGACAGAAGACCUUCUAGAGGAGCAGUCGGAGGUAUUGGCCAAACUGGGCACGUCAGCCGAGGGUGCCCACCUCCGCGCCCGCAUGCAGAGUGCCUGUCUGCUCUCAGACAUGGAGUCUUUUAAGGCGGCGAACCCUGGUUGUACCCUGGAGGACUUUGUGAGGUGGUACUCUCCCAGGGACUACGUUGAGGAGGAGGUGGUGGACGAGAUCGGAGACACGGUGGUCAGGGGCGACCUGAGUGCCAGGAUGAAGAUCCCGGGAAACAUGUGGAUGGAGGCGUGGGCCACUGCCAAGACUACCCCCGCUCGCAGACAGAGACGCCUGUUUGACGACACCAAGGAGGCUGAGAAGGUGCUGCACUACUUGGCGGUACAGAAGCCAGCAGACCUGUCCCGCCAUCUCCUGCCCUGCAUCCUCCACGCUGCCAUCCUCAAGGAGAAGGAGGAGGAGUCAGUAGAGGACAUCCUAUCUGCUAGAAAGGCCAUCCAGCAGGCCACCUCUCAUGCCAGCAAGGUGCUGCGCCACCCAAGCCCAGACUACAAGAAACUGGAGGACGUGAUUACCCAGCUGAUAGCGGUGGAGACGGUCAUUGCCCGCUCCCGCUCUCUGAAGUCCAAGUUUGGCAUCGGGAAGGCAGAGCAGAGUGACGACGCAGAGGAUCUGGAGAGGUUUGUGAACUCUCUGCUAGAGGAGCCUGAGGUGUAUGUGAUCGGAGCAGGACGCGGCCCAGCCGGCAGCAUCAUCCACAAGCUGUUUGUCAGCGCUCAGAGGCUCGCUGACUACAGCAGUGAUGAGGCUGCCCUAUUGGCUCCAUUGGAUGAAGACACGGGACGUGGGGGUGGAGCUGAUGACAAAAAGCCAAUGGGAGGUGCCAGUGUGCCAGACUUCCCUCCCCCUGCAGGGCGUGAGAUCCUGCUACGUACGUGUGUCCCGCGGCCCGCGCCCUACUCCAAGGCCCUCCCCCAACGUCUCUUCUGUGUCCUGAUGAGAGAAGACUUCAGGCUGGCUGGGGCCUUCUCAUCCGACUCCUCCUUCUUCUGAGAGAGAGGGAGAGCGAGAAAGAGAGAGAGAGAGAAAGAAGGAAAUAGAGAGAGAGAGAGAGGGGCUAGUCUGGAAGAUGAACCAGGGAGUGUUGGUGGGAGGUUAGGAUGGCAUUUGGGAUCUCUGGUCAGUGACUCAAGCAAGGCUGUGUGUGCUGCAUCCCAUUAUGGGUGGAGCUAUGGGCGAAUCUAUGGUUGUUCCAAAGCCACAUGACGGAAAGCUCCACCCAUCUCGGGCUCUGGCACCAUCUCAAGUGUCUCCUGGGAGGAUCAGAGAAACAGAACGGUGGGCUGGCUGGCAGCCCUUUCUUAUGACAUCAUCACACUGUGCGAUGACUCAUAUCAGACUGUUCGUUGGUUCCCGAAGGGCUACUGUCUAUGCUGGUUUAAGUCUAUCCCCCCCAUUGAGGUAAUUGUAGUUCAGUCAGUUUGGGCCUGAUCGUCUGAUAUCUGUGUUGUGAAAAUUUUAACUUAUUUGGAAUCUCUUUAAUUGUUUACUUUCCUUAAUGUCCUGAUUUAGUUAUUGUUAAUUUCAUUGUUGAUUUGGACUAUUUGUUGAUUUUGACUUUUCAGUUAUUUGGGGUUUAAAUGCAAAAUAGACUGUACUCAACUGGGAACUGAGCUUACUAUGACUGUUGUGUAGUAAAAUAGAUCUCAUGUUUUUUGUUGCGUAGCUCUGACAAAAAAUAUACUAGGGGAAAAUAAAUGUACCCUCAUGUGAAAAAAAAAAAAAAUGUGGGGGGGUAAGAAUAUUCACCUUGCCCCAUCUCCCUGAGUGGUAAUAUAUUAGGAUGCUAACUUGCAUAUCAUUCCCUGCCACUUGAUUGUGAUCGUUUGUGGCUUUCCAGUGUUGCCCAAUCAGUCAUUGGUUGAAAGCUAUCAUCUCUUAGGUGCUCACAAUGCUCUGUCUGUUCUGUAGCCCCAGACACUCUCACGCUGCCCAUUGCGCUCGUACUGUAUGCAGUAAUUAGUCACCACCUCUUAAAGCAUUUCUCACUAUAAUAAUGCUUAUUGAUAUACAUGCAAUCACCGUAGGUUUUCCCUUGUCACCAAAAUGUAUUGAAUCCUGGUUGAAAGUGCAAUUACAUAUUGUAAAGACGUAGCCUUAAAUAUAGCAGCAGAGAGACAGGUGUCCUAGUUAAUGUUGUUAGUGCUGUUUCAAUGAAGAAGGAUGUUAAGUGCUGUUAAUUGUUAAAUUGCUGAGAAAUUUUACUUAAGUCAAUGCAGACAACUUUUCUACAUUGUCAGUAUUUGACUGAGGGGGUGGAUUCAAACUGUCGAGCUAGCCAAAGUCUGUACAUGUCAAGUGAGUGUUGGUUGUAAAUGUCUCCUCGUUUAGUCCUCUUACAUUGGUAAAAAAAUAAACAUUUUAAUUCGACACUAAAAUGUAUAAUAUUGGUAUGUGUUAUUGGUAUGUUAUAACUACUUAACAUUUAAGUGCACUUAUUUUCUUUAAUUGCGAUUAAUCACAUUGUCUGAAAGCGUUCAAAAUACACUGAAAACAUCCAAAAUACAUAAUCUACUGUAUACAGCUAAAAACAACAAUGAGAUGUCAAAACAAGUUGACAUUGAAGGUAAAGAAAGUGUUCUUUAUCAAUUUACCAAAUUUACUUUGGGCAAAAUCAAGACGUCAAUAUUCUUGUAAUUAUUUUUGUAUAAAAAUUCUUAAAGGGUAGGUAGCAUAAACGUAACAUACUGUAUGGAAUUGCAUUAGUAUACACAUCAAAAGUCCCAAUGCAAAGUUACACCUCACUUUUCUAAAGUUUUUAUUACAUCAGCAUUCCGAAGAAUGACGAAAGUCAUGUCGGAAAAUGUUUUUCCGGGUUGUGGUGUAAUAUGGAGGACCCGGCAAGUCAGCCUAUUCCCUAUAAUGUAAACUCCAACAGAAAUUACUUCAAAUGUAUAACUUAAAAUUAAACCAAAUCAUUUGCA